AUGGAAGUUGCCGGAACUGUCGUCGGUGUUGUUGGACUGCUUGCCGCUUUUAAAGGGGCCAUCGACGGGUACCUUCUGAUUGAGCAACUCUUUCGUCGGGAUGGCGGAUUACAGGAUCGUGCAAUUCACUUUGAGCGCAUAAGGAAAAAGCUAGAGAUAUGGGGCACCGAUUUCAAUGUUGAUAGCAGUUGCCCUGAUAAGGAUUGCUUGUUCAACUACGAGUCACAUGAAAAUCAGGCAACGAUCUUGAAGAUACUGGAGCGCACCACUCAGCAUUUGGGAGCCGCCGAGAAGCAACUGAGGAGACACACUAGGGAAGAAGGGAAGAUGAAGCCGUGGAAAUCUCGCAUUUUCAAAAGCAAUGAUGACUGUAAGAAACGGACAACCUGGGCUGUUAAAGACAAGCAGCUGCUGGACGAAAUUAUCGAACAGCUGAAUAAACACCUCCAGAAUCUGUUGGAAUGUACGAAAGAGGUGUCAGUUCUGCAGGAAGAUGGCUGGAAAGGUCAAACUGGCAGUUUGACAACAAUCGACGAGACGAAAGCCCAUAUCGAAGCUCGAAAUUCCAAACAAGAAGGAACUUGCCAGUGGAUCUUUCAACGACCUGAAUACAAAGACUGGGUGUCGGGAACAGCGACAAACCUGUUGUGGAUAGAUGCCACUCCUGGCAAUGGCAAGACGGUCCUCGCUUCCGCGGUGAUUGACGAGCUCAGGAGACUCGCAAUGCAACCAAAAGCAAACACAGGUCUUGCUUAUUUCUACUGCGAUUACAAGGACAGCAUGAGACAGAGUCUGUCAGAACUUUUUGGAUGCAUGACAGCCCAAUUGGCACAGCAAAACUUGGCUGUCCGCCAUGCAGUGUGGGAGUAUCUCGCAUCGUUUCAGAAGUCGUACCUCGAAGCUCGGUCUGUGGACUAUAAGGAGCUCGCAAAGAUCACGAUCAAGACAUGCGAGAAGUUCAAACAUAUUUACUUGGUGAUAGAUGCUGCGGAUGAGUUCCUUCCUCCUAGCAAGCCCAAAGAGAGCAGUCAUGGCGAUUGGAGCCAUCGCAAAGCCCUGCUGGAGACCCUCAUACACUUGCAGAAGGAUGGAAAAGGUAAAAUCAAGGUUCUUAUCACAAGCCGUCCUACCAUGGAAAUCCAGUCAGCUCUGAGAGAAGUGUCGAGGAUUUCAAUAUCUAGCGAGUCAAACUCUGAGGACAUUGAACUCUACGUCCGUGCAAAGCUGGAGAAAGAGAUGGAGAACAACACAGAAUGGGGAGAGAAAUUGAUGGCGGGUGAGCAACAAAGUCCUACUAUCAAAUCCUGCAUUGUAUCCAAACUUGUUGAAAAGGUGAAUGGAAUGUUUCUCUUUGCUACACUACAACUCCAAAUAUUACUUGGUUCUGAUAGCAGUGAAGAUGUGUUGACCAUCCUUGAGGAGUUACCACCUAACAUAAAUCAGACGUGGGAACGAUUGUUAUUGGACAUUGACGCUGCCCAGAACCUUCCAAGAGACCGCGAGACCGUCAAGAAGAUAUUACAAUGGCUUGUAGCAGCUGCUCGACCAUUGACACUGGAUGAGAUCAGAGCUGCAAUAGCAGUGCAAAAGUAUGAAGCGAACAUAGAAUUGGGCAACAAGCUGCACGAUCCUCAGUGGCUCUUCAAGCUCUGUGGACCACUUGUCCGCAUGAGCUCCGAUCAGACUCCUGACAAGCAAGAGCUCUCUUUGGCCCAUUUCUCACUGAAGGAAUUCUUGCUCUCUGGAUAUCUCCAAAACAGUGCAGAGGCUGCUGUUCGGAAGUACAAUAUCGUGCUUUCUGACGCUAAUGCUUAUCUCGCCAUGGUCUCUCUCACCUACUUAUCUUCACGAGAACUAGCACACCCGUACCACAAUCGACAAGAGCUUGACAAAUUGCGACAAGACCACAAGCUUCUUGACUACUCGACGCUUCAUGGUGGCAUGCACCUUAGAUCACUUGAUCGUACAGACGACAAGUUGAGCGAACUUCUAAAGGGCCUCCUCAUUCCAGAGGUGACUUGGCAGGACCUAAGGAGUCAAUAUAAUAGACCAAACGACCCCUUCAAGGUUACAUUCACUGCCUUUCUGCCAUCUGAGGAAAAUGAUUUUACACAUUGGCCACGGAAUGCUUGCAUCUCGAUCGAAGAGGAGCUUUCAGAAGCUGUUGCGAAAGACGUUGCGACCCGUCUGGGAGGACAGUUGAUGAGGUCGAUUCAAGGUCGUCCCAAUUGCAAAUCGUUCUUGCAGCUUUUCCGCAUUUUGAGCGAUCCUACAAGAAAGGACCACCCGGUCAACAUAACGCCUUUGUACUACGCCUCGCUGUUUGGAUGGAGGUCAGGAGUCGAGAAACUUUUGCAGCUGAACGAAGACCGAGCUACUACCACUGACCUCAAUCACGCUCUACGUGCUGCAGCUGUUGGAGGCUUCCCCGAAAUCAUCGAGAUGCUGUGUAAAGCUGGAGCAGACGUCAAAGCGCAGAUGGUACCACUUGGUAGCCCACUCCAAUCAGCUACUUUCUGCGGCCAGAAGGAGGCGGUUCAAAAACUACUGGGUCUUGGCGCUAAGCCCAACGAGGAUAAUUUCUAUUACAGACCUGGUGGGACCAUCGGUAGUAGCCUGCAAGGGGCUGCCAUGAGCGGUGAUACAGACCUUGUACAGCUUCUGGUCGAUGGGGGAGCGGAUAUCAAUUGCAAUGACGGCUGGCUUGGUACUGCUCUCCAGGCAGUGCUGGAAGGAGGCAAGCAAGAGAUGGCGAUGUUCUUGAUUAAUCACAAGGACUUCAAUCCAAAUGUGACGGGAGGUUACUAUGGGAGCGCUUCUCGGAUCAUCUGCCUCCAAGCGGAGCGAUCAAUGAACAACUUACUGACAGCAAUUUUCGAUUGGGGUGGCUCUCCCUCUGAACGUGUCGGGCCGUACGGCAGCCUUUUGGAAAUCGCAAGCCACUUUGGCCACCUCGAAAAAGUUAAACUCCUUCUCAAUCGAAAAGCACAACUGGACGGCGCCUCCAUGGGACAGUUUGGGAACGCCAUUCACGCUGCCGCCAUGCAUGGCGACGAACAAACAAUCCGUCUGCUUCUUGACCAUGGCGCGGAUCCCAAUUGUCCCGGCCGCUGGCUGGGGAACGACUUCGCUCAAACCAUUCCUGGUCAGCCAGAGUAUGGCAAGUGCCUGAAACUACAACAAGGCGAAGGCUUCCUGGCGUAUGACCACUCAUUCGUUACUAAAGCCUUCUUUGCACCGUCACUGAAUGCUGCAAUGCGGCUCCGUCAGGUUGAUCAUAACAAAAUCUUUAUGCUCUUCGAGAACGAGCCCACACACCAUAAUGGACACCUGGGCAAUCCAUUGCAAGCUGCGGCCUUCCGCGGCCACGCCGAUGUGUUGAGAUUGCUGAUCGCAAGGGGAGCCAGGGGGCAUCUCGAAGCCGUCUGUACUCUCCUUGAGAGCGGCGCCGAUCCCAACACUGCUGCGGCAGGACACUACGGAACAGCUCUCGCCGCAGCGACUGCAUUGAGGUUCGAGGAGAUCGUUCAAGCCUUGUUGGAUAAUGGCGCGAAUCACAACAUCCUCGACGAACAUGGCUGGGGUGCGAACACAUGGUGCACGCUGCAUAAUUGGACGCUGCCGGACGCGCGAAUUCAAGAACGACUCGAGAAAGAGUGCAAAUCUCCUGGCGCGUGGAGCCUGACAGAACGAUCACCCAACUUACAUAUCGACAACAGUGGAUGUGGUAUGCGGUUUUUGAACGAGCCGUUGAAUCUCUUGGUGAGUGGCUCGCACUUCUCAGUCGGGGCUACUAUUCUCGCAAACCACCCAAUCUCUCCAUAUGGGGAUUUCUACUUCGAGGUGAAGAUUGAGGAUCAAGGAAGUAAUCAAGUCAUCGCCAUCGGCCUCAGCGAGAAAGACGUUCCUACUUUCAAGCUUCCCGGCCAUGCAGCACCGAGCUGGGGCUUCCGCGGCGAUGACGGCGGCUGCUUCGAGCACAAACCCAAAGAAGGACUGGCAUGGCCCCACGGCGCGAGCUGGGGAUAUCAUGGCGAUGACGGACACUGUUAUGCUGAAGACCAAGAGCGGACGCUUGGAUGGCCGAAGUUUGGAACGGGAGACACGGUGGGCUGUGGUGUUGGUUGGCGAGAAAGAGAGAACGGGGAGAGUGUAGUGUUCUUUACGCUAAACGGGAUGAGGCUUGAACCGAACUUACUGAUCUCGCGGAGGAGAGUAUAUCCUGCGGUGGGGCUGCAGUCGAAGGGGGCGGCUGUGCGUGCGAAUUUUGGGGUACAGGCUUUUCAGUAUAAUGCCAUAGGAGAUGGUGGUUGGGAGAGUGACAGGGUGAAGGGGUUUGAAGAGCUGGAGAUUUUGUAA
Endocarpon pusillum Z07020 is the source of this 4359-nucleotide messenger RNA. RefSeq lists its product as uncharacterized. Gene Ontology annotation, biological process: proteolysis. The record is from RefSeq and is a predicted model, not a curated record. The transcript has 8 exons. Gene Ontology annotation, molecular function: protein binding; aspartic-type endopeptidase activity. The coding region runs from base 1 to 4359 and encodes 1452 amino acids. Lineage: Eukaryota; Fungi; Ascomycota; Eurotiomycetes; Verrucariales; Verrucariaceae.